Messenger RNA from Staurois parvus, 2118 nucleotides. The record is from the annotation of a GenBank genome assembly. NCBI's taxonomy places the organism in Eukaryota, Metazoa, Chordata, Amphibia, Anura, Ranidae.
AUGGACAAGCUGUCGGGGCUGGAGAGUGCAGGAGGAGGGGGCGGCACCGCCGGAGCAUCAGCUGCUAGGAAACCUCCCCGACCGUCUGCACCUCCGUCAGUGCCCGGCUCCAGGCAGCCCAGCGUGGAGACCCUGGACAGCCCUACUGGAUCACACGUUGAAUGGUGCAAGCAGCUGAUUGCAGCUACAAUAUCCAGCCAGAUUUCCAGCUCUGUACCACCAGAAAAUGUUUCCCGAGAUUACAGGGAGAUUCAGGAUGAACACAAUGGCUAUCAUUCAGAAACGGAGGCCGAGCAGGCUUUAAGGGAUGGGAAUAAGCUGGCUCAGAUGGAGGAAGCACCAUUAUUUCCUGGAGAGUCAAUCAAGGCAAUUGCUAAGGAUGUUAUGUACAUUUGCCCAUUCUGGGGUGCAGUCAGUGGAACAUUAACCGUGACAGACUUUAAAAUGUACUUCAAAAACAUUGAAAGGGAUCCACCCUUCAUCUUGGAUGUCCCCCUGGGUGUAAUCAGCAGGGUGGAGAAAAUAGGAGUUCAGAGUCAAGGGAACAAUUCUUGCGGUAUAGAAAUAGGAUGCAAGGAUAUGAGGAACCUAAGGCUAGCCUACAAACAGGAAGAGCAGAGCAAGCUGGAAAUAUUUGAAAAUCUUAUAAGGCAUGCCUUUCCUGUUUCAAGUGGACUGCCUUUAUUUGCAUUUAGUUACAAAGAGAAAUUCUCUGUGGAUGGAUGGAAAGUUUAUGAUCCUACAGCAGAAUACAAGAGACAGGGCUUGCCCAAUGAGAGCUGGAAGAUCACCAAGAUAAACAGUAACUAUGAGCUGUGUGACACAUAUCCAGCUGUCUUUGUUGUACCGACGAGUGUAGCAGAUGAUGACUUGGCCAGAGUGGGAGCAUUUAGAGCUAAAGGACGUAUCCCGGUGUUGUCCUGGAUCCACCCUGAAAGUCAGGCUACAAUAACUCGCUGUAGCCAGCCUUUAGUCGGGCCCAAUGAUAAGCGAUGUAAAGAAGAUGAAAAGUAUUUACAGACUAUAAUGGAUGCCAAUGCCCAAUCGCACAAAAUUAUUAUCUUUGAUGCCAGGCAGAACAGUGUUGCUGACACUAACAAGGCAAAAGGAGGCGGGUAUGAAAGUGAGACUGCGUACCCCAAUGCAGAGCUCAUUUUCCUGGAAAUCCACAACAUCCAUGUCAUGAGGGAAUCCCUGCGUAAGCUGAAGGAGAUUGUUUAUCCAGCCAUUGAUGAGUCACGAUGGCUAACCAACGUGGAUGGAACACAUUGGCUUGAAUACAUAAGGAUGCUUCUGGCUGGUGCAGUGAGGAUUGCUGAUAAACUUGAAUCAAGUAAGACCUCUGUGGUAGUGCAUUGCAGUGAUGGCUGGGAUCGGACAGCACAACUUACAUCUCUGGCUAUGCUAAUGCUGGACAGCUAUUACAGAACCAUCAAAGGAUUUGAGGUCCUAAUUGAAAAAGAGUGGAUAAGCUUUGGCCAUAGAUUUGCUAUGAGAGUGGGUCAUGGAGAUGACAAUCAUGCAGAUGCUGACAGAUCCCCAAUCUUCCUUCAGUUUAUUGAUUGCGUAUGGCAAAUGACCAACCAGUUUCCUGCAGCUUUUGAAUUUAAUGAACUUUUCCUCGUCACCAUUCUUGACCACCUCUAUAGCUGCUUGUUUGGGACAUUCUUGUAUAACAGUGAGCAACAGAAAGUGAAAGAGGAAUUGCAAACCAAGACUAUAUCUUUGUGGUCCUACAUUAAUAGCCACAUGGAUGAAUUUACCAGUCCCUUUUAUGUGAAUUAUGAGCACCAUGUGCUGUAUCCAGUUGCCAGUCUGAGCCACUUGGAACUCUGGGUAAACUAUUACAUAAGAUGGAAUCCUCGCACCAGACCUCAGAUGCCAAUUCAUCAGAACCUUAAGGACCUCCUGGCCAUAAGGGCAGAGCUUCAGAAGAGGGUGGAAGAACUCCAGCGUGAAGCUACAACCCAGAUCAGUUUCUUCAUCAUCAGACCGGGGAUCGUCCCCUUCACAUUCCGCCACACCAGUACACACGGCUGUCUGACGCUCAGCAUGAACCAGGUGGCACAGUGUGAGGAUGCAUCUUGGCAUGCUGCCACCAGUGCUUUCAGAAUUUGA